Rosa rugosa (rugosa rose) is the source of this 538-nucleotide messenger RNA. RefSeq names its product cytochrome b-c1 complex subunit 9, mitochondrial-like. Gene Ontology annotation, biological process: mitochondrial electron transport, ubiquinol to cytochrome c. The record is from RefSeq and is a predicted model, not a curated record. Lineage: Eukaryota; Viridiplantae; Streptophyta; Magnoliopsida; Rosales; Rosaceae. Bases 120 to 338 code for a protein of 72 amino acids. The transcript has 3 exons.
AAAAACCCGACGCAGGAACCCAGAGAGGCAUAUUACACAUCAGAGUCUUCUCCAUUCCAUUUCAGAGCUCCGAGCAAAUCUCAGCGCACAGAUCCGAAGCAAGACUCGCAGCAAACGUCAUGGAUUCAGUGACUCGCAGAAGCGGUGGUGGCCUCUUCGAAGGUCUUUACAGGGUCGUCAUGCGCCGCAACUCCGUCUACGUCACCUUCGUCAUCGCCGGCGCCUUCCUCGGCGAGCGGGCUGUGGAUUAUGGAGUUCAUAAGCUGUGGGAGUACAACAAUGUUGGGAAACGAUAUGAGGACAUCUCAGUUUUGGGGCAAAGGCCAGUUGAAGAGUAGAGUUAUCGACCCUUCUGUUUCACCAUUUAUUGUUUUCACUAUCCGAAAGUUGGAGUAUGCAAUUAUGCAUUAGGUAGCAACUCAUUUUUGUAAUAAAAGAUAUGACAGAUUCAACUUACAUAUCAAUCAUGUUCAUGUUUUAAGUUGGAUUAGUUGUGUAUGGUUGUCUUCUGGGAUUUUAAUUAUUGCGUUUGGCGUGA